AUGGCAAAGACGCGCCAGGCCAACUUGAAAUUUCAUCUACUAAUAACAACAGCUUCUCAAUUUUAUUAUUUUGUUUCGGUCCUCGUCAUUAUACUCUCUCUCUCUCUCUUCCCCCCUCUCUCUCCCUCUCUCUCUAUCCGUCUCUCUCUGUAUUUCUCUCUUUCUAAGCCUCUCUUUCUUUUUAUCUCUGUAUUUCUAUCGCCCACUCUUUCUCUUUCUAUCUAUCUAUCUAUCUAUCUAUCUAUCAUGGCAACAAAGCCACUUAAAUAUAUGUAUCGUUACAAGACUGACAAGGUCUUUCCCAUUUUGUUUUUACUUCUUUUUCUUUUAUUUGUUAUUUUCGUUUCUUUUUUUUUUGUUUUACAAUUUCAGUUCUUCCUUUUUCGCUAUAUUUCUCUCUCCCCUUCUCUCUCCCCCCUCUCUCUCUCUUUCUCUCUCUCUCCCCACCUUUUCAGUUUCUGCCUACACUUUUAUUCCAGGAAUAAUUCGGAUUAG
Molecule: messenger RNA, 495 nt
Organism: Acanthosepion pharaonis
Lineage: Eukaryota; Metazoa; Mollusca; Cephalopoda; Sepiida; Sepiidae
Source: the annotation of a GenBank genome assembly